Hyaena hyaena (striped hyena) is the source of this 2461-nucleotide messenger RNA. It is a transcript of the gene ZNF683, whose product is annotated as zinc finger protein 683. The coding region runs from base 97 to 1572 and encodes 491 amino acids. NCBI's taxonomy places the organism in Eukaryota, Metazoa, Chordata, Mammalia, Carnivora, Hyaenidae. The transcript has 6 exons. Gene Ontology annotation, biological process: cell fate commitment; regulation of transcription by RNA polymerase II. The record is from RefSeq and is a predicted model, not a curated record. Gene Ontology annotation, cellular component: nucleus; cytoplasm. Gene Ontology annotation, molecular function: DNA-binding transcription factor activity; RNA polymerase II cis-regulatory region sequence-specific DNA binding; histone deacetylase binding.
CCACAGGCAGCGGCUGCCCGCCUGCCCACCUCCCUGCACCCUUCAGAGGGAACUUCUGCAGAAGUGGGUGAAGAGCGUCACGCAGGUAGUAGGGGCAUGAAGGGCGAGUCUGCUCCGGAAUCGGGUUGUUGCCACAAGACACAGCCUCUGGGGAGGACAGGGAGCUCCCUGUCCUCCAGCCUGGACUUCCAGCUCUGCCAAGGCAACCAGGUCUUCUCAGCUUGCAGGCCACUUUCUGACACUGUGGAUGCCCAUGAAUCAUCGUGUGCCAGCUGGCUGUGCCCCUUGCCGCUGGCAUCAGCCAGCUCUGCCUUGCUGACCUGUCCCCAGGGCCUGGACAUAUACCUGUGUGCUCUGCAGCCAGCACCGCGGGGCAUGGCCCUGGAAGGUCUCAGAAACGACACCUUGAGCACAAAGCUCCAGCCGCCAGGGCUGCAUGCUGCCUCCACUGAUGGCGAGAAACCCACGGCCAAGCACCCUGCGAGCAGGGACCAGAGGGGAAGCCAGCGGGAAAGAGCUGGCGAGGGCACCCCCUGCCCAUCCUUCUCUGACCGCAGCAGCUCUUGCCCACCUACCUGGCAGGACAGAGGGCGCCGCAGCCCUUUAACUUUCUGCUCCAGUCUGUCCUGCCUGCUUCUCACUCCCAUCUCCAAAGAGCUCCCAUUCUGCCUCCACCCCUUCUGUCCUGCGUACCCAUACCCGCAUCCGCUUCUCCUGCCUCCGCCUUACCUGCUCACCUAUGGGGCCCUACCUCCUGUCCGAUGCCCCCGCCUCGGCAGGCGGCUCCCAGAUCCCUCCCUCCCCAGCAUGGCCAUGCCCAACUUGCUGGUAAGUGUCAACGAGCCUGGGCACCCCAUGGCCCAGAGGGAGACCCUGUACCCUCACCCGGGGGCCUCCCAAGCCUCUGGCCACACCCAACCUUUCCAGGCCUGGAAUCCAGGCCCUGGAGCCGCCAGGACCUACUCCUCAGGGCGAAAGAGCGCUGGUAGGGUGGCUCCCGCAAGGCGGGCCCCACUGGGCUCCCGGACAGGCACCGCGGCGCUGCCUUACCCCCUGAAGAAAGAGAAUGGCAAAACCCUGUACGAGUGCAACGUGUGCGGCAAGAACUUCGGGCAGCUCUCCAAUCUCAAGGUCCAUCUGCGUGUGCACAGCGGGGAGCGCCCGUUCCAAUGCGCCCUGUGCCAGAAGAGCUUCAUCCAGCUUGCCCACCUGCAGAAGCACCACUUGGUGCACACUGGGGAGCGGCCCCACGAGUGCCUGAUGUGCCACAAGCGCUUCAGCAGCUCCAGCAACCUCAAGACUCACCUGCGGAUGCACUCAGGGGCCCGGCCCUUCCGCUGCAGUGCGUGCCCAAGUCGCUUCACCCAGCAUGUCCACCUGAAGCUGCACCAGCGGCUGCACGCCCAACGGCCCUGCGGCCAAGCUCACACCCACCUGCCCCUGGCGUCUGUUGCCUGCCUUGCCCGAUGGCACCAGGAAGCACUAGAUCUUGUGGGGAUGCCAUCAGAGAGACAGAUGGGCUGGGAUUCGGAAAAGGUCAAGAGGUGUUUGGUGGCAUCCAGGGGCAAGUAAGGGCAGCCAGGCUGAGCCCUGGUGCAGGGACUGGCCUGAGGAGGGGGCAGGGCAGAGCAAUGAAAGGAUUUUUCUCUAUGGCAAGUUGAGGCCUCCUGAGCUUCAGCAGUGGAGCAGAAAGCCCCUGUUUAUUGGUCAGAUUUGGCAACCCUCCAGUCAGGGAACACAGCCAGGGAGAGUCUGUGAUGCCCUCUCCCGGGGUGCUGCAUGAGGCUGUCUCCUGCUCCCCAUCUGGGACCAGGCCCUCCAAUCUCAGCUUGCCAGCGGGUAGUCUGGCCUCCCAGGACUCUUCUCUGUGUAAACUACGCUGCCGAGCACUGGGUGCAUUGCUCUCCUUCCUGAACAGAUGUUCCAGCACCUGCCCAGAUGUAUGUCUGUUGCCUCCCACCAACUUCUUGUCUCACGGUUCCUAAGAAGCCACUUAGCAGGUGCUCCCUGCCGUGGUCAGGUGGGGCUGAGCUCCUCCCUCUGCACAUGCCAGGAGCUGAGCCCCCUGUGGGGUGGAGGGGCAGGAACAAGGAUGUCAAUGUCUAUUCAUGACCCAGAAACAUGACAUUCCCCUGUGUGCCAGGACCAGCCACCACAAAGGGCAAAGGGCAAAGGAGGUGCCAGCUCGGGGAAGAGGUAGAGACCCUACAAGGAGUAGAAGGAGGGAAGAGCUGGCAAAGAGAACCUGAGGAGCUAGGAGCCUCCUGGUGACCUUUCUGCAGUCCCAGAGGAUGCCCUCAGAUGGGCAAGGUCUUCUGCACCCCACACGGGAGUUAGCAACAGGUGGGGAAAAGGCUCUGCCUGAGAAGCAGAAGACCCAGGUUAUUAAUCACCAUAAUCAGUAGCUAUUAUUGGGGUGCUUGGGUGACUCAGGGGCUAAGAAUCCACCGACUCUUGAUUU